CCCAACUCUCAUUACAGCACUCUCCAAACCCAGCAAUUUCGCACCUCCGCGUUCAACUCGCCACUAUGUCGCCUCCAGUAUCCCCAUCGCCCAUCCAAGCCCCGCAGCAUGUCCAGGAUCUCCUCACCCAGCUGCACAAGCAGUCCGCGGACCAAGAGUUUGCAAUUUCCCAAACCAAGAAGGUCAUCUCGUCAACAGUCAUCGGCGACCUCGAGGACAAGUCACCCAGCGGUAAUGCGAAAGCAGAAUUCGACAACAUGAUGCGCGACAAGUUCAUCGCCCUCGACGAAGACAAGUGCCAAUUCGUCUAUCAGUUGAUUACCGCUAUGGGGGCAACAAAUAUCGUCGAGGCUGGGACCAGUUUCGGCGUCUCCACUAUCUACCUGGCGCUUGCGGUUGCCCAGAAUAAGGCGCGCACGCGCAAGACUGGGGUGGUCAUUGCGACGGAGAAUGAGAGCGAGAAAGCGAAGGUUGCUAGGGGGUAUUGGGCGCAGUGUGGAGAGGACGUGGAGGGACAGAUUGAUCUGCGAGAGGGGAAUAUUCUCGAGACGCUGAAGGUGAAUAUGCCGCAGGUGGAUCUGCUUCUUUUGGAUAUCUGGGCUGCUAUUUCCCUCCCUACCCUCAAGACGGUUCUCCCCCAUUUUCGACCCGGCGCCGUCGUUCUUACUGAUAAUACCGUCUCCGCGGCGGCGGGAUACGCUGACCUGUUGGCGUAUAUGAGAGAUCCGGAUAAUGGCUUCCGCAAUAUGACCCUCCCUUUUUCCAAUGGUUUUGAGAUGAGCGUGUAUUUGCCUGAUUUGGCUUCGGAGAAGCAUUUUCAAGAUUCUUGACUUUCGAACAUAGGACCAAACAGACUGAUCAUUAUAUUCUACGCUCGUCUGACUGUGUUGUUUCUUAUGACUUGGACCAAUCUUUGGAAUAUAUAGCAGACGAAAAAAGGUAUUUUUCGAUUACCUUUAGGCCAUUGGCUGUGAUAU
Molecule: messenger RNA, 977 nt
Organism: Aspergillus campestris IBT 28561
Lineage: Eukaryota; Fungi; Ascomycota; Eurotiomycetes; Eurotiales; Aspergillaceae
Product: O-methyltransferase
Exons: 3
Coding region: 66-830 (254 amino acids)
Molecular function (GO): O-methyltransferase activity
Source: RefSeq, a predicted model, not a curated record